GGGAAUCACUUUGACCAGUAUGAAGAAGGCCAGUUGGAGCUGGAGCAGGCGUCCCUGGACAAGCCUAUCGAAUCGGUAAGGUUGCAUCCAUCGUCCCUCACCAUUGGACCAGCUGUGAGAGUGGAUAUGAUUGGUCCAGGGAGGAAUAAGAACCACACCUUUACUCCAUGCUGUGUAGAUGCAUCUAGUGUUUUCUUGAACACACUUGGCACCUAACCUGUAGAAUCACUCGUCCAUUAAUACCCUUUAAUUCACUCCCACUUCUCAUGACCCCGACCUACUUCAUUUCUUCUGUGACAUAUAAAAAAAUGAUUUAUAUUCUAGAUCUUUCUGUUAGAUGUGCAGCCCACAUAUAACCAUUAGUUUUUUUUCUUUGUAACAGUCUAAUAUUAGUCAUUGUUAGUCAUCUUAGCAGAGAUAAACCUGAGAUGGACCUAUAAGCAUGAAGUGGAUGAAGCACUGUCAUAUUGGCUGUUAUCUCAACAUUGUAGCUGCUCAACAAUAUAAAACAAAGUAAUUUGGGGGGAAAAACAUAUUUGAAUAUUUCACAGCACUUUUAUUUGGAAAUUCUGCUAUCAGAAAUGAAGCCACAUUAGAUUUCAGUUUAAGAAAAGUUGUAUAUUUAAUAUUUUUUGCAUUAAGUAGAAAUUAUUAUUUAGCAAAACAAGGCAGUGCUUAUUCCAUGUUCUUUUUUUAAAAGAGGGUGCACAUUAGAUGGUGUGAAUGGGUACAUUUGUGUUUGACUGAGUGUUUGUUUAUGUAGUUUUUAGAAUGUACGUGUUGGUGUAUAGCAUUUGUAUUUAUAGGACAGUUAUCUUAUUGUACACAACUUGGGGUGUUCGACAUUUCUCUCCUGCAGCGAAUUGGCCCCCUAUUAGCUAAGCAGCAAUGACCCGGUUUGUAUUUGCACGCUCUGCUUCCUUACUCCUUAUCUUUAGGGUCCUUUGUAACGCUUCUUUAUCUUUCUUUCUCUACUUUUCUCUUUCUGUUUCACGACUGUCGCACCUGACAUCUUAUUCUCUCUCUCCAUCUCCCUCUCUCUCUCUCUUUCUUGCUCCCUCCCUUCUACACAGUGAUUCGGUGUACAGUACCCUCUGUCAUUCUGUGCUGGCAUGGUGCUUGUGCAACUGGGACUGCAUUUUACGCUGAAGAGGCAUAUUGAUAAUAGCGCAGGCAGCUCUCUUUUUCUGUCUUCCUCACUUUCUCCACCCUUCUUUCUGUCUUAAGCAUUUUGGUGAGCAGGCCAAACUCAGAAGUCCUCAAAAGUACCAGGAAACUUUUUCUCAAGAUUAUUAAUGCACUUUGUGAACCAGUCAGAUAGGAUCAGCAAUCUGGAUCUCAAGCUUACAUUUUUUUGAUAAUACUGAUAAUACUGUUAUUGUUGAAGACAAAUUAAAAAGUUAACUUUGAAUAGCUAAAUAAAGCUAGCCAAGGUGAGCAGGUAUUUCUGCAAACUUUUAUCUUGAAUUUUUUAUUUAAUAAUCAGUAGGAACUGUAGUACAAAUAUGAAACUCUACUUCCAUUUAAUUUACACAUUAUCUUGUAUCUGUUUUUAGUUUAACACGUUUGUCAUAACUUUGAGCGUCAGAAUGAAACACUCUCCCAACCAAACAAAACCAGUAUUUUGUCCAUGUGGGUGGUGGAGAAGUAAGAGGACAAGUAAGAGAGAGUGGUGGCCUGCUCACCUGGCUUUACCUAGCUGUUUUGCUCCUGCGCUAUUAUUUGUGGAGGGGGGCUGAGGAGCAUGCUGCAGCACCACACAGCUCCUCACACAUCUGUGGAAAAAACAGAAGCUGAGAAGUGUCACCUUAUCACCACUAUCAGGUUUCCUGUUAUAAUUUUUUGGUGCUCUAAAACAAGACACUCUUUAGUAUCAGAUGUAAAAUGGGUUUAAAAAAAUCUGAGAUGCUUUAAUUGGUAUAGUAAACGAUAAAUAUAACUUUUUUUUUUAAGUUAGCUUAAAAAAUAGAGAGCAAUAGAAAUGAUUAGCUUUUUACUUUUAAGCUCUUAGCCCACUAAUGCAGAACUGUAGAGCUGUUCAUAAGUGCUUCAACCCAGCUUUUCAGAACCCCUCCUUUGCCAUUAUUUGUGUGUGAAUUAUAGGCAGCUAGAGAUCUGUGGUAUUUUAUUGGGAUCUUUUUUAAUUCUUGUCUUACCCCUUUUGGUCUUUGCUAUUUUUCUCCUAACACUGUUUUGCAUUGCAUGUGUUAACUUGGUAGCAUUAAGCACUAUGUGCUCUCAACACUCUGUGUUGUUGUUGUUGUUUUUUUUUUUUUUUUAACUCGGACUCAUUCCUUAUUGUCUUUUAUCUCCCCCAGUCCCUUAAAUCUAUCAUCCACCUUCCUCUCUCCUAUUUGACCCGGUACCACAGCGAUAUGCAGUGGGCAGCCUCAGAGCCACAGAACAUGGACACUCACAGGAAGGAAACAUCUGUGAAUCCCAUAGAGAAACUAAAUUCAAGUCAAGAAGUUACUGUACAUGUUUUAAAUGUGUACAUGUAGUUACUGUGGCUCAAUAUGCUAUUUAAACCAUAGUUGUAUGAGUCAUUUUAAGUUUGUAGAGCUUAAUAUUGUUGAAAGUAUUGAACCAAAUACUUUCUCUUUUUAAAAAGACUUAUCUUGUUAAAUAUAAAACCACACACAGGAAAAGGCAUCAUUUUAAUAUUCAGUCAUUAAUUUUAGCACUACUUGAUUCACUUUUUGCGCAGGCUUUAAUGAUGUGAACAGAAGUUAUGAUUGUUGAAUGGUGUUGACUAAAAACCCAAUUCUAACCUCAAAUGCUUAAAUGUUAAAUAAAAUAAGUGAGGGGGAAAAUUAAGAAAUGAACAAAACAGAUGAUCUAUCACAGUAUUUGCGAUAGUCUGAAGUAUGUCCCAUCUUUGAAAUUGGGGCUUCAGAAUUAUAAGGUAAGUAUGUUUUUGAAUUUUUAUAUGUAAAUUAGUUAUUUUAAUAAGACAUUUCUGUUUUUUUUUUGUUUGUUUUUUUUAAAUUUCUCAACAUAUUUGAUAGUAGAAUCUUAAACUUUAUUUUUCUUGGUAAAAUAGAAGGCACCCAGGCCUUCUGUUUCACUCGCUUAGCUUGUUACUCCAAAGCAGUUGUUUUUGCUUUGUCUCACCUGUCACAUCUGACACUGACCAGUAUGUUCAGAUGUCUGAACUAAAGAGACUGCAAGGAGUUAAGAGGAGCAGAGCUUGCCCAAAAGCAGCUGCUCUUUGGUCUGGGCCUUUAGGAAAUGACAAAUGUGUGAUCUGUUUCUAAAAUAAAACAUUUAUAUAUAUUUAGGCAUGAAUACAUGUAACCAGGAUUCUUGAUCCUGAAGGUGGAUGAUUGCACAUAUUUUCCCAUUAAAAAACAGCAACCACUAAAUAACUACAUUCUCUGAGGUCUCUAGGUGGGGUCCCCUGCAUAUCACUUCCCUUAUCCAUAUCUUUUGCCAUGCACUGUGCCAAUGACAGCACAUUGCACACUUUUAUAAAAAAAAAAGCCCUUGUAGAUUUUUUUUGUUUUAACCUUUUGUUUAUUUUUUCCUUUUCUCCUGUUUUAACAGUCAGUUGGUGGAUUUAUUGAAAUGUCUGCCUUUUCUGUUUGUAUACAGUAUAAUGUUUGUUUCAAGGCAGAGAGAGAUUUGUAUUUUUAAGAUCUAGAGAAGCUAGCAGAAUUGCAGUUGAAAGCGUUUGGUCGGUUUCUUACGUUGUGUCACGUGUGACUGUUUUUUUGACAGCCCAGUAUUUUAAAGCCAGGUUCGUAUGGAAAUGCCUUCACUCCACUUGCACUGCUGUUGGACUCGCCGUCGUUGCUUUCAUCCGUCUGUCUAUUCUUUUGGUGCACUCAUCUGCUGUCCCAACACCCAGCGUACACGUCAUCUCUGGCCACCAACCUCCAUAGAGUUCAUUUUGACCUAAUCUGUUUACAGUCAAUAGAUGCACACUGUUGCUGCCUCCACCCUGUUCUACCUGGUUUGUUACUACAUUCUCCAAAAAUGAUUUGAAAUAUGGCUUAAGAUUUAAUAUUUCAGAUUAUUUAGCUGGACUGUUUUUGUCUGGUAUUUCCCAGUUCAUAGUUCUGAGUGAAUUUUAUUUAUUUUUCCUUUCAAGCGGCAUAUGAACCUCUGCAAAUGAUUAAAUAUUGGCAUACAUAAUGUUUCUGCACCUCGACACUGUAGCAAAUAAUUAGGAGACAGAGCGAAUGACGGGAAUAAUAUUUCCCAGAAACCUCACUUAGCUUUUCAGUACCGGGAAAGAAUAGAAAACUGCUAAACUUUAACAAGUCAUGCCUAGUUAGAUGUGUUGUUUCCUCUCUGCCAUGUGAUGUCCAGCACUAAUUACUUUUUUAUCGCUUCCUGUGGAGGAAAGGAUCUAAAUCAAACAAAGUACACAGGGUUUGGAAAAGCAUGAAUUGGAGGACAAAAUAACAGGACAACAGGAAGUGAGACUCUCAUUUCUUUAGAUAGCAGGAGGCACAAAUCAGUCACAUGGAUUUGUUUAUUCUAGUCAUCAUGGUAUGGCAUUUUAUAAUCUAAUAAUACAGCUAACUUUAGUUUUCUCCUUGAAAUGCAUUAAGGAGAGCAAAACCUGGUGACAAUAUGUGACUUAAAACGAAGGAUUAAGUCGAAUUUCCUCCACUUGCACCAUUGUGGACAGAGAUGCGAUGUGUGCCGUGUGUUUGAGGCCACCACUCCCUUCACAUGCUCUAACCUCUUACAAACCCAGCUCACUUCCAUCACCUGAAAACCCACCCUCAUCAUGGCUCAGCCUGCACUGUUCUGCCAAUUUUCCUGACCUCUUGUCAAACAGACCUAAUCAAGCAUUGUUGAGCCAUCCUCCCUCACUGUGCCUGAUCCAUCCGAUACUAACUCAGCUGGAGUUUUGUUCACCUGUCCUCUACUCCCCUUCCCCAACCACCCGACUGUAUGUGUACCACUCACAGUGCGCUUACUAACACCGACGACCCUUUUUGUUAAAACAAUUUAACAAAAAGCUGCAUGCUUUUUUUUUUUUGUUUUAGUUUUAUUCCUUCCCCUCACUUUCUGUUUGUGAAAGUCGACGUCAGUCUCUUUGUGAUUAUAAAUAUCCUUUCUGUUUGGUUUGUAUGGUUUUUUUUUGUUUGUUUUUUUUUUUGGAUAGAAUGCAGCAUUCUGGUGAAUGUUAGACAAGCUUGGAAUAGUUAUAAUCACAACAGAAAACACUGCUUAUAAAGAAAUGUCACUGUUUCUUGUUUAUAUGUGCUUGAGGAUGUACUAUAGUGUGUAGUGGUGGGAUGGUCUUGCAUUUCACUUUAAUGUUUUUGUUACCUCGCUUACCAAUACUAGUGAAAUAACAUGACUUGCUCAAUGGCCCUACAGUGUACUAAAAAAUGCUCUUGUGCAUGUUUUUGAAUGUCUCUCAAACUCCUUUUGCUCAUUAUCAGUUGUCAGAUCCAACCAAGAUUGUUGAUUAUAGGAAUCUUGAGCAGAAAUGUGAAAAUGUGUAUAGGUUACAGCAGAUUUCCAAAUUGUUGCUCAUUGUUGGUGUGAAAAUGGUUGGAAUCUGACAAGUCAUGAUGUAAAUGCAAGAAGCGUCCAAAAACGUGCUCAACAGUCAUUUUGGUAUAUCUAAUGGGUUUUGAAGUACACUGUCGUCCUUUUCAUCUGCACACCCACUGAGCCCUUCACACAUGCAUAAUCAGUCCACUCUGGGCCUUGUAAUGGUAAUCCAAGGCCCAAAAGCUCCACUUCUGUCUGUUUCUUUUGCUCUAUUUUUGUGACAGUUGAAUGUCUCAUGGUGCUCCCCUUGUCAUGGUUACGGAAUCACAGCAAGCUUGGAGUUUCUGGUUUUCAUUUUGUUAUUGCUAGAUUUCCAUACCUGUUCCGUGUCGCUUUUCUUUGUGUACGAAGAUCCUGCGCUGUAGUGUGUCAUAUAUGUAUGCGUGCGAUACAUAUAUUGCCCUCUCCUUCCUCCUCCUCCUUCUAACUUCUUACAUAGUGGAUGUUAUUUGAUGUGUUUAUCUUGAUAAUAAAUGAUAGUUGUUUUUCUUUUUGCCUGAAAAACGUCUCAAAAUACACUCAUGAUGUAGGAGUAAACCCUGUAGGUUGCAGACCACACAGAGACUCAUGCAUUUACUUAACAUAGAGGCAAUCUUACCCUUCAACUCAAGUCUCCCAGCCUUUUUAUCCCUCUCCCCAACUGCCCUAACACUCCUUAUGCUGGAGGACACUGAUUGUUACACGCUGUAGGUGAUGACAAUAAUGAUAAUGGUGAUGGUGGUGGUGGUUGUGCUUAUGAUAAUAGUGUGAUUUGAGUGUUUUGUAUGUCUUGAUGUUUUCAUCCAUGCCCACAGGGUAUAGCUCCUCUUAUUAUUGGAAUAUUUUUGGUUUUUUUCUCCUCUCUUCUCUCUGCCAGGAUAACAUCGGGCACCGGCUGCUUCAGAAACAUGGAUGGAAGUUGGGGCAAGGACUUGGCAAGGCCAUGCAGGGUAAGGUUUGUUGGAUCCCUUCUCUAUGUCAGUAUGCAUGUGUGGGUGUGUUUUCUUUCUCCCACUCUGCAGUUGACCUAAGUGUAACACUCCUUUUACAGUGUAUCAUAGGCUAAUGGCCUCGGUCAGCUUCUUCCUCUUUGCUUCAUAAUCACUAAACCUUUAUUUCAAUCUGCUUAAGAGAAAAUGCUUCGAUUUGUUCCAACAAUCAAGAUCCAUGUGAAAUCAAGGUAGAUUUAGGAACCCAUGAUUCAUGAUUCACAUCCCCUAGAAUCAUCAUCUCCACAUAUUUUAGAUUUUUUUUCCCUCCCUCUUUGAGUUUCCGUGGCUGCUGUUGAAGUAAUCUGAUUGGCUGUAACCACGGCUCAGUCUCUGAAUGGCUUGCAGUGUAGAAAAGUUUCCCCCCUCUGCUUGUUUACCUGUUUCUACCUCUAAAACAGUGAAAGUCGUGUUUGUAUGUGCGUGGUCAUUAUGUGGGACUGAGAUGUGUGUGUGUCUGCUACUUACCGGGCAAUAGAGUCGACUUGCAGGGAAAACCUCUCCACCUUUUUACACUCCGAGUGUCUCUGUCCCCAUGGUACAGACUUCCAUCCUCCCCCCGUUUCUUUGCCCCUCCUGCACAGCAUGUUUGUCCAGAGGUGCGCUCCUGCUUGCCUCAAUCUCUUACUUGCCAGAGGCUUUAAGCAGUGUUGGAGGUAGGAUGCAGAAUCACAAUGUUCAAUAAAUAAAAACAAUGUAAAACUAAAAAAAACUGAUCCAUAGUUGUUGUUUAAAUCCUCCAGUACACCUAUGGCAUUGCAGAAAUGACUCUAAACACUGCUCAAAGCCUUGCUGGCUAUUCUUUCAGGUACGUUCCUAUGUUUCAUGUUUUUAUUUGUUGUGGGGUUAAGCACAUCCCAGACUGAGCUUGCUGGCUCUAGACUAGCCAGGACGAAGGAUCUUGAGGAGAGGUCCUUUCUGGGCUGACAAGCAUAGGCAAGGCAAAAAGCUUAGAGGGGGGAAAAUUGGGCUCUUCCCUAGAAGCAUUUGUCAUAUUUUAAAAGACAGCUUAGUUGAUUUAGGCACGGGUCAGUUGUUGUUAUUAUUAAGGUCAAUGUUCUUAAAAGCAAGUUAUAAUUACUUUUCCUUUAUAGAGUUUUUGUUGUUUAAAGUCCUUAUUAUGGUAUACCAGAGAAAGCCUCUGAAAAACUGAUCUACAUGGCCAAAAUAUCACAAAGACGAGCUGCAUCUGGUCAUUUAUAAAUUACAAGUGGAGACAGCAAUGUUCUGCAUCGCUGAGCUUUCAGGAAUGAAGCCAGUGCAACACGACAGGUGUGCUGAGACAUUGACAACAGCACCUGUCCAUAAAAUCUGUUGAAAAUCUCUCCAUACAGUACUUUUUAUAACAAUGAUGGUAGAGGAACAGGGUUUAUAAAUCCGAGCCGAGGAGAUGCUUGGAAUUUAAGCUUUUAAAUUAAACUACCAGCUUGUCACACAAACUAUGUUUUAUCACUGAAUCAUUUCCUCAAGAUAAAAUAGCCAGUGGGGCUGUGGCUACCUCACAUGGCUAGUCAGGGUCAUAACACAGAGGAGCAACUUCAACCCUUGGAGCUUUAAGAUUAAGCACCUGCAUAAUUAAUAUAAACAGUAUUUAUUCUUUACUAAUACUUCUGUAACACUUUUAUAUUAACUCUGUAGUUAGUUGUGUAUAGCAAACCUACUACAUCUGCAAGAGUUGGCUCACAACAGGCAGAUGUUUCCUUCAGAGACACUUAUUGUUCAAAAGGAGACCUGUUAUAGAAAACAUUGUUCAUGUUGUCAGAACUGGCACAUGCUUGAUUGAGACUAACCAGUGCUGUCUUCCAUCUCCCACAUUCUGCUGCACACUGCUGAGCAGCUGGCUUUUGCACUUUUUCCCCUUGCUUACAAGAAAGAAAAAUGAAGCUGUAUGAACAUAUUUUUAAUUGACUAAAGUCAGUUAUGAUGUGAAGCUGUCCUGCUUAUGUUAAAUACUAAUUCUAAUAAAAAUAAUGCUUCUACAACAGCAAGUUAGAAGCAGCAUCUCUGCUGAGAUGUCUGCAGACUGGCUACCUGAGCUGGUAGCCCAAUUUAUUAGGUAGUACAUGCUUGUUGUAAUCUAUUUCACUUAGGGAUGCAGCGAUAUAAAAAUUUGAGUCAAUAUCUAAUAUGAAUAUUGCUGUUAUGGCACCUGGUGUUGUCACUCUGACAUUGCUUCUCUGCUUCAGUUAAACACCCUGCAGUCUUGCCCUGCAUUGCUGUCACUGAUAUGAGCAAACAAAUACCACAUUGCCACUUUUCUUUUUUUUUUUCAGAUUUUUUUAAACUGGUCAUAUUUGUUUUAUAUAUUUAAGUUAAUACAGUUUUGCAAUGGAACAAUUGUAUUUUUCCCAAGCUUAUCAUCUUGUAAGGAUGUCCUGCUGGCCUGUGCCUAAAUGUAUUCAAUACUUAUUUUAAGUUGGGGGAGAGUCAUCCAGUAAUCUCUUUAUAAAAGGGUAAAUAUGUCUUAAUAGGCAUACAUAGGAUUCGUUGUUUGACGUACUGUCGCUGCUUUUUCCCUACAGGUUGUUGAUGAUCAGUAAUAUAGAACUUUCUAUAACCUGAACCAUUUAUCAUCGAUUCUUGUUUGCCAUUUUAGUGUUUUUCUGUGUUUUAUGCUGCCUGGUUUUUGAUAUGCAAUACACCUCUCCAUGUAGGGAAAAAUUAAAUUCGAAAUGUCUUGGUACCAUUUUAUUUUAAAGGUAACUUGUUGAUCUGUAAAACGACUAAAUGACAGUUACUGGUCACAACAUUCAGUAGUGGAAAAGCUUAGGUUUAGGGGAUGGUAGUCUGGCUUCUUGGGUUACAUUUUCAGUCAAAAUGCACAACAUCACUUUAGGGGCCUGGGGACUUGGACAAGCGGUUUGAAUGAGUGGUGAGAGGAGAUUCCUGUAAGCACCUAGCCCUGAGUAAAAGGACAUGGUGGGUGGGGGUGGGCGGUGACUCACGGAAGGCCCUCUGGUAAUAAAUGCCCUGAAGCCCCAUUACCACACACCCAACCCCAUCUGCCCUUCUCUGUGUGCCUCAAUCUUCCUGCUUAACCAAUUGGUGUUUCUUUUUUACAGCGAUUUGAUCCUGCCCAUGUUGUGCUGAUGGUAAACUUAGUGGACGCACCGACCCUGUGCCCAUUGUUCUUAAAUAUGAUGUCAUGGGGAUGGGCCGAAUGGAGAUGGAGCUGGACUAUGCAGAGGAUGCCACAGAGAAGCGGAGAGUGCUUGAAGUGGAAAAAGAGGAUACAGAAGAGCUGCGGCAAAAAUACAAGGACCAGGUGGAAAAAGAGAAAGCUAUCGCAAAAGCUUUGGAAGACCUGAGGGCGAAUUUCUACUGCGAGCUUUGUGACAAGCAGUACACUAAACACCAGGAAUUUGACAACCACAUUAACUCGUACGACCAUGCCCACAAACAGAGGUUAAAAGAGCUAAAGCAGAGAGAGUUUGCUCGCAAUGUGUCCUCCCGCUCUCGGAAAGAUGGAAAGAAGCAAGAGAAGAUGCUGCGUCGACUGCAUGAGUUGGCUGAGCAGAGGAAACAGGACAAACAGAACCGCACUCCUGGAAGUGGCCCCAUGUUCAAAACAACCACAGUUGCUGUUGAUGGUGAGAAAGAAGGAGAUGGGGAUGGCGUGCCACUUGAGAACCCCGUUUUUACAGAUUCCAUUAUUGAAGGUUCACCGUCAGAGAAAACUGGCCAAUCUUCCCCAAAGCCCAGCCCAACUUUAAAUUUUUCUCUGGGGAAGAACACAUCCACAUCCUCAUCUUCAUCUCCAACCCCUACUGGUGCAUCAAAAGUCAGUGUAUCAUUCUCUUUUGCGAAGAAAGCCCCAGUAAAGUUGGAGACGGCAGCGGCUGUGUUUGCUGAUCCUGGCGAGGAGGCUGUGGAGGAAGAGGAGAAUCAGGAAGGGGAAAAAGCUGGAGGACAAGAGGAGACAUCUGGCUGCAGCACAGAGAGUCCCAGAAGAGUACCUGAAGGAGAUGAAGGAGGGGAGAAAGGUGGUGCAGCUGGGGCAGAAGAUAUCCAGCAGCCUGAUGAUGGAGGCUCCUUGGCCUCGACUUUGAACAAACUUAAGAUGAUGAUGAAAAAGGAUGAAGGAUUUUGUGGACAAGAACCACAGUACUACCAUUACGUCCCACCAGCUCAUUGUCGUGUAAAGCCCAACUUCCAGUUUUUGUUGUUCAUGAAGGCUUCUGAGCAGUGCCAGAGCAAAGAUGAUGAGGAUGAAGAUGAAGUAGAGGAAGUUCAAAAAUCUGAAGAAAGCUCUGAUCCAACAGAGUCCAAAGAAACUGAGUGUAAAACUGAACAAGAACAAGGUGAGGAUGUGUCAGCAACUGAACCAGAACCAUCUCCUUUGUCGCCUAUGGUGAAGACGGAGGACAAGAUCUCUUCUUGUGAGCAAGAGACGGUUUCAACUGCUCCCACUUCUCCUACUCAGAAAGCAGAGAACACACAGAGCACACUCGAUACAAACACUGGUCCAAAAGUCCCAAUGGGUCCCUUCUUCCCCGUCCUGAGUAAAGAUGAAAGUACCACUUUACAGUGGCCUACGGAGCUUCUUGAAUUUACAAAAGCUCAGCCUUCACUAUCUUACAGCUGUAAUCCUCUCUACUUUGACUUUAAGCUUUCAAGAAAUAAAGGACUGCGUGGUGGGAAAUCAGCAAAGUCCCUCAAGCCUGGAGAAGAGGCUGAUGACAAAGGACAAGUUGUAGCUACUUCAACAGCUGAAGCCGCUGAAACCGAACCUGAAGCAUGCACUGAUAAAGAGACGCCUGAGAUGAAGGAAAAUCCCAGCCAGCCAGGACCCGAUGAGCAAAAUCCCACGACUGCCAGUAGUAGCACGAAAAAGAAGAAGAAGAAGAAGAAGCAUAAGAAAUCGGGAAAGCAUUCAAAACGCAAAGGAAAAGAAAAAGAUGCAGCUGGUGAUGCAGAAGAGAAUAUGGAGGCAACGCAAGAAAAGCCUAAAAAGAAGAAGAAACACAAACGGAAAAAGAGCAAAAACAAAGCUCAAGAUCAAGAAGAGGUGGCAGGUGAUGACAAAGAAAAAAUUAAACCAAAGUCAGAAGAUAAAGCUGCUGGUUCCUCUGCUCAGUCCACAGCUGGAAGAACAACAGGAGCAGAGCCAGGUAAAAGGAAACGCGCUGCAAAAGAAGUGCCUUCUAAAUCUGGAGCAGAACAAGGAGGAAGUGGAAAAAAUAACGACAAGAGCAACUCCUCAGAAGAUCACGGUAGCUCUAAAAGACAAAAAACGGACUCGAGCGGAUCGCAAAACGCGUCAUGUUCUACCUCUGCUCAGAAAAGUCCAGGUCACGGUAGACCACCCAGCAGCGAGAGCGAGGAGGAAGGUGGCUCCAACACCCAGCAUUCACGUCAUCACAGGUCCAGCCCACGAGAGCAGCGGCGCCACCACAGCGAAGAGUCCAGACGGUCCCACAGCCGCUCAUCAAGGCGGGGAGAACGACGCGGCAGCAGCCGGCGGCGGCAUCGUGGCCAAACCUCCCGCAGUCGCUCCUACUCCAGCAGUUCUGGGCGCUCCUCAGCAAGAAGUAGCGCCUACAGUCACCGCAGCCGCAGUUACUCCGACAGCUACAGUGACUACAGCACGGAAGGCCGCCGGCGGAGGCGCUCUAAACGUUCAUCCGACUCAGAGUAUGAGCGGCGGGGCAGUCGAGGUCGCAGGCGAUCCAGAAGACAUCAAUACUCCUCUUCAUCCUCGGACGAUUCCCGCUCUCGUUCUCGCAGCUACAGCAGGAGGAAGCGGCACCGGCGGCACCACCACAGCAGCUCGAGAAGCUCCAGCAGCUGGAGUCGCAGCACCAGCACAAGAUCCUGGAGGCGAAGCUAUAGCCGGAGCCGAAGCUCAGCGAGUCGCUCCUCCAGUUCCAACAAAGGCUCGCCUCACCGACGGAGCACCAGGGGUCGGGCAGACAGCGACACAAAUCGCAGAGACUUCAACCGCUCUCGGAUUUAUCGCUCGCAGUCUCCCCGCACGUCAUCGCGAAGCCUCAAUCGGAGCCACACAUCCACUUCCCAGACUUUGAGGCCAGUCGGGUCUCGUGAUGCAGGGGAACACAAGAACAUGCUCACAGCGCGGCAGCUGCUCGAGAGGGUUCAGUCCAAGAAAAGUUCAGAGGAUUCUGCCUCCGGAACGAAAUCUGGGAUUAAGAUUAAGGAUCCACCACAGGGUUACUUUGGUCCUAAAUUACCACCAGCCCUGGGAAGCAAAGCCAUGUUGCCCCUCUUUGGUAAGCUGCAAGCAGGGAAGAAACCUUUGAUUCCCCUAACGAGACCCGAUGAGGGAGAGAAAUCAGGAACGGGGAAGGGUUCUGAAGCGGAUGGAGAGGUUAUCCUAGUAGAACCUAUAAGGGAGUUCCCUCCUCCUCCACCACCUCCAGCGCCACCAGUGCAGAAGGUCGAGGAGGUGCAGCAGAACACAGCAACACAGGAAGAGACACAGCAGCAGUCAGCUACAGAAGAGCAAGUACACCAAGAACCACAGCCACUCCUUGAACAAGAUCCUUCCAUGAUUAUGCCCCAGUAUCAAGCAGAUCCAGGUCAAGACCCCUCCCAGAACCCCAUGAUGGAGUCCAUCAUGCCUGAAAUGCAGCAACAGCAGCCGGUUCAUGGUUACCCUGUUUACCACCCCUCCAGUCUGGAGGAAGAUGGCAUCGAAGCGGAGGAGGAUGGCCUGGCGCCAUUGGAGAGUCAGCCAAUCACGUUCACGCCAGAGGAGAUGGAGAAGUACAGCAAGCUGCAACAGGCGGCGCAACAACACAUUCAGCAGCAGCUUCUGGCCAAGCAGGUCAAGGCCUUCCCCUCGGCUGCUGCUGCCGCUGCCGCCGCUGCUGCAGCAGCUGCUAACUUAGCCCCAGCGCCCCCUCCACCAGCCCUGCAGCAGAUCCACAUUCAGCAGCCAACCGUCUCUGUCGCCUCCGGCACAUCCAUCACGACUGUCCAACAUGCCAUCCUGCAGCACCACGCAGCCACCGCUGCUGCAAUGGGCAUCCACCCCGCACAUGCCCACCAUCCUCACCCUGCACAUGCUCAGCUAGCACAGGUGCAUCACAUUCCCCAGCACCACCUUACUCCCAUCUCCCUGUCCCCGUUAGGCCCCUCUCUUGGUCAUUCUUUGGGACACUCUCUGGGACAUGCGGGGCUUAUUCCUGCCCACCCAACAGCCUUCCUGUCCGGUCAGCCUAUUCAUAUUAUCCCUGCUUCUGCACUUCAUCACACACCCUUGGCUCUCCACCAUGUCCCGCACGCAGCCCUCUACCCAACACUAUUCGCACCUCGGCCGUCCCAGGCUGCUGCAGCGGCGGCUCUCCAGCUGCACCCACUUCUGCACCCAAUAUUCUCAGGACAGGACCUCCAACACCCGCCUAACCAUGGCUCUUGAGUGACGAUGGAUACAAAACAGGAUGUAAACACUUAGAACACUGACAGAGGUCUGCGACGAUCUUGAUUUAGGGAUGGGGAUGAAGUCUUUGCAUCAGUGUAUAGGAAGUCAGACAUGUUGUAAAAUCAGUUUUACAAUCAGACUAAAGUGGUCAUUAUGUGUUGCAGCCUGUGUUGGUUAAAAAAGGUGACACUAGCAUUUUAAUAUUGGUUUGUUUGGAUUUUAAAUUUUUUUCUUUUUCACUCAUGUUUCCUGUUUUAAAGGCAAGUUCAUAGUUGUAAUGAGACAUUCUGUUGAGAUUGUCUUAUAAACCAAUUGGGUCUGCAUUCUCAACCUCACUAACCACUGGAGUUUUUCUUUUGUUUUUUAGUUUUUCCUCAUUUAUGCAGUCAUAAUCUUUGCUAAGUUUGGCAUCCAAGGAGAUCCAUAAUGGUUGAGAUUAUAUAGAGGAUCAUGAUGAGACAGGACAUAGAUUUUGUUACAGAAACUAACAACUUCACCUCUGUUUUUGUGAUGGACUCAAUGAUGUGACACUUUUCCCCAUAUAACUACCUGCUCUUUAUUGAAUUCUUGGUCUCAAAAUAAUUUGUAUUGCUGUAGUUUGUACAUAUAUCAGUGUGUAAUGUGAAGAAGCCAGCUAUUGACUAUGAAAUGGCUAUGGUGUCUAAACUGGUAUGACGCUGUCACAAAAGAAGUCCUCUAAAUUUGCAGAAAUGUGGCAGAGGUUUGAACAUCUCUAAUACUCUGAGGCAAAACUCCUGUUUUCCCAUUGGAGGGUACGUGUGAAUGAAUUGCACUGAAAUCUGUACAUUGGGGUGGUGCUUGGGCAUCAUGUAACAAUAAGAUUGUAGUAUACUGCAAUAAUUGUAUUUUUAUUUUUAAAUUAUUUUCCAAAUGCUCUUCAGAAGAAGAGCUUUGUUUGGCUUUUUUCUGUAAUUUUGUAAAUAAAAAUGCUGUAGAUUAACCUAUUAACAUUCUGAAAAGGUUGACACUGCUGUUGGUAAAACAGUUGAAUUACAAGUUAGUUACAACAUGGAUAUGUGUUUUAUCAAGGUUGGUUCUUAAAAUGCUCCUGCUGAGGAUGGCUGGGUUCCCAGACAAGUUAUCUGUCAAAAAACAAAAGUUGUGACUCUUGUAUUUUUAAAAACAUAACUGUUUCAACAAAUAAAACUUUGAGUCCA
Xiphophorus maculatus (southern platyfish) is the source of this 15050-nucleotide messenger RNA. It is a transcript of the gene gpatch8, whose product is annotated as G-patch domain containing 8. Gene Ontology annotation, molecular function: nucleic acid binding. The record is from RefSeq and is a predicted model, not a curated record. Gene Ontology annotation, cellular component: nucleus. The coding region runs from base 9634 to 13869 and encodes 1411 amino acids. The transcript is spliced from 7 exons. NCBI's taxonomy places the organism in Eukaryota, Metazoa, Chordata, Actinopteri, Cyprinodontiformes, Poeciliidae.